Molecule: messenger RNA, 3668 nt
Organism: Cantharellus anzutake
Lineage: Eukaryota; Fungi; Basidiomycota; Agaricomycetes; Cantharellales; Hydnaceae
Exons: 5
Coding region: 144-3548 (1134 amino acids)
Source: RefSeq, a predicted model, not a curated record
UUUCCCAAGGCAAUAGCUUUCAUCGAACUUGCAUCCAUUCUUGCUUGUUUCUUUCACAUGGAUGUUUUACAUAAUAGAUACACCAGUGCAGGCCGUGAGGCUAUGUAAUAUUCUUCUUCUUGGCCAACACUGACACUUGCGCCAUGGAUCGCCAAGGCAAAAGAAAACGACACUCUACCCCUGAUUCUGAGCUUCACCUACCAAAGCGGCACUCCGUUACGCUAUCCGACACUGAUCAUCAGCAGUCAUCCGCCCCAUCGUCAGCAUUCUACCCCUCCCAGCUCCAUCCCACUGGCCAGGCUCUCCUCACCAGCGAUAGUAGUCUUCACGGUUGGCACAGUGGACCUCACCGCGUCGCCCCCGGAGUCGCGCCCAUGUCUUCUGAUGUUUCAUACCAAGCAGCCUCCUAUAAGAGUAUGACCGAGCCACACGGGCCGUCCUCCAGUCAUCCGCACCCCCACACUUCGGCAUCAUCGCCUCAGGUUAGCCCGCAGAGCCUUCAAGCAUAUGGCAAUAGUCCCCUUGAUUGGUACAAUGGACCCUAUCUCGUCAGUCCCGGAGUGGCGCCUACUUUUGGUGAUCGAUACCAGGCGCCUCCCCAAAGCAAUGGGACUACGUUGCUCGGGCCAUCUUACAGUCAUUUGUACCCCUACACCACGGCAUCAUCGCCUCAAACCCUUGUCAGCCCGCAGAACCUCGGAGCCGCCCGCCUCAUUGAUCAUGAUUGUCCCAAUGGACUCAAACCUGUUUCCCCCGGAGUCGCGCCUACUUUUGGAUCUUCUGGCGAUUGUUACCAGAUGCCUUUCCAAAGCAGUGCGACUGCGCUGCCCGGGUCAUCUUACGGUCGUCUGCACCCAUAUACCUCGGCUUCAUCACCCCAGGUCCAUCCCGUUGGUCCACAGCCUCCCCAAAUCUCGGGUCUCGACAAUAUUUCUCAUGGUUACAGAUCAGUGGGGUCAUCUCUCAGGGUUUACGAGGCUGCGUCCGCUUCUGGUCCUCCCGGUGACCCUUGGCCUUUCCCAAUUCCCGUGCUUGAGCUACCUGAGAAUGAAUCGCAAUUACAGGAUUUGGUCUCAUCGCUUGGAAUCUAUCACGCCAGCUCACAAACCCCCUGCGAAGGUAGUGACCGUGAUCGGUGGGAUGGAUCGACGGAAUCUCAUCCCGAAAUUUCCCGGAUUGUGGCAUCAUGGUCACCUUCUGGCGGUCUCCAGUCCCUCGCACCAGAUAUGAGGACCUGGCGGUCAAAUGUCAAUAGUGCCAGCAGAUCGAGCACACCUGUCUCCGAAUUAUCUGCUACCACCGCGCCCGUACAUUCAUCUCCUGCGCAUUCGGACCGAUUGCCAUCUCCCUCUUCGGCGCCAUCGGGCUCCGAAUCCCAUUGUGAUACUCCUAACCCUUGGGCCCCCUACGGCAAUAAUGCAAGCGUCCGCACACAACUGGAAAAUGCAGGGAUGAAUUUACCUGUACCCCCUGCGUCAGAACCGACUCCGUCGCCGUCGGCUGGCCAGUCGGAUGGCAAAAAGAAGAGUAUCAUUAGUGCCACUAGGCUCAUUCUCCGAACUGCAUCCACCGCUCUCAAAUUUUCUCCCAUCCCGUUCCUCCCUCACAUUCCCGACUUGCUUCUCACGCUGCUUCAGGUUUACGGGAAUGUUAGUGGUAAUAAUGAAGCUCUCACAGGGCUGAGUGAUGAUGUGCAAAAUGCAUAUAACACGAUUCUGCGCCCCCUCCAGCUAUGGACGGGACACAUUCCUCCCGAAGUCAUUUUCCCACUCAAAGAUUUACACUUGGCCCUAGAAGACCAAGUCAAGAGGAUCAAGCCGCUCGAGAGUCAGAGUCGAAAGCCUUUGAAGAAAAUAUUCACGGCAGGCUCUUUAGCGCAAAGCAUAAAUGGUGUGAGGACGUGUAUUAGUGAAGCUCUCUCCCGGUUCGCGACGGUGGCAACAACUUUAAACCUCCUCAAUACGAUUCAGGUGUCGGUGGAUUACGAGCUUUCAAAACUGCCCAAAGUAGGUGCCGAGUAUUACCGUGUGAAGAGCAAGUCAGAAUGCCUCGAAACCACUCGGGACACCAUCCGUAGCUCAAUUCUCGAGUACCUGAGGGAUCCUAAGAACCGAUUUGUCUGGCUGCGUGGUUCGCCCGGGACCGGGAAAACUGCGAUAUCUAUGAGUGUAGCUUCCACGCUCGACAAGCAGCGCACCCUUGCAGCAUCCUUCUUCUGGGAUAAGAACCAAGAGGGAACAGGACUCGAUUCAAUUGAACGCUUCCCCUCCACUCUUGCCCGACAGCUUGCGGCAUUCAACGCUGAGUAUAAGAGCUUGCUUAUCAGGCAACUUCGGGAUCCCGCUUCAUUCAGCAGUAUUGAUGGUUCCGCUGCAGAGAAAGAGGUGAAAGCUUGGAUCAUUAACCCUAUGCGUGAACUCGGGGGUGUAUUGUCUUUGGGAAAGGGUCGCCCUGUGAUCGUAUUGGAUGGACUCGAUGAGUGCGGGAAUCCAGACGUGCUUGCGUCCUUGACGAGGCUCGUUCUUCUGCUUGAUCAGCUGCCUUCGACAUUUGCCAUACUCGUCAGCUGCCGUCCAGAGCCGCAAGUAGUCUCCGCUUGGGCUCGAGUCAAUCCGCAUCUUUCAAUCGCUCAUGAAGAUAUGGAUCAGAUUGCGGAAGACGAAAAUUCCCACACAAUCCGUUGUAUGGUCGAGAAAGGGCUUCAAGAUUGUUUCAUGGAGUCUCCCUGGAAACCGACCAAGAAGGACCUCGAUGCGUUCUCUUCAGCUUGCCGUGGCUUGCCUAUUAUUGCCUCGACCCGAAUACGUGACGUCCUCCUUCAAAUUGAAUGCGGUUCGGUGCUGAAAACCGAGUUUGAUUACUAUCGCAAUCUCAUCGACGCGCCUCGGGAUCUGAACUCGGAGUACUUGCGAAUACUGCGACGGGCUUAUCUACAACACCGUCCAAAAAUUGAUCCACACAUCGCAAAGAAAUACCGUGAGGUUGUUGGGAUGAUGAUUGUUGCACGGAGGAAACUCAGUGUGUAUGACCUGUCACAGCUCCUCGGAUUGAUUCCUGAGCAUGAAGUGCACUCGAUACUCAAGCCCAUCAGCUCAAUAAUCGAUCUACCCUCAGUGAACAAGAAGCCCGUCAAAUUCUACCAUGCGACAGUGAAGGAAUUUAUCACAGGGAUUCCGAUUGGCAAGAAAAAGGACAAAGUAUUCUUUAUUAGCGACAAGAAAGGGUAUUCGAUUGGGUUGCAGCUCCUUCGGUUUCUGAAUGGUGUCAUUGAAAGGAAUGAGUUUGGUUUCCCUACUGAACUUCCUUUGGGAGACGAAGAGAAGUGGAAGUCUAAGACUCGGAGGAUUCGGCAACCCAACCAUAUCGACUAUGUGCUUACACACUUGUUCCAACACUUGGACCCUUCGCUCCUCUUUUCACGCGAAUCUAAUUAUUUGCAGAGAGAAUUUGAACAAUUUUGGACGCAAAACUUGGUUUCACUCUGGUCAGCAGGAGGCGACACAGUUGUUCCUUCUGAUUGGAACCAAUUCAAGGUGAGCCCCAAAUGAAUUGUAUUUCAAGUGUUUCGAUGAUGUGAUGUCACUUUGUUUUACAGAAUCAUGAGUCAAUCUCUGUCAUCCGUGGCACUCAGAAACUCUUUAGCCAUUCCCCAUGGGAUGCUUAUCGAU